This is a messenger RNA of Triticum dicoccoides, 492 nucleotides long. RefSeq lists its product as uncharacterized. NCBI's taxonomy places the organism in Eukaryota, Viridiplantae, Streptophyta, Magnoliopsida, Poales, Poaceae. The coding region runs from base 148 to 369 and encodes 73 amino acids. The transcript has a single exon. The record is from RefSeq and is a predicted model, not a curated record.
GCAAAGCCUCUAUAUAUUGGCCUGCCGGGGGCGACGCCUCCUCCAUCACCAACAGCCAGAGCAUUCGUCCACCAUAACCGGAAAACCGAGAGCUCGGCCGACAAGCACAGAUUCAUCAAGCAGCAGAGCAGGAGCUAGGUAGCCGCCAUGGCGUUCCCGGCGUGCGUGCAGUGCGGGACGAGGGAGAACCCGUGCCGGUGCAAGUUCAUCGGGCCGACGCUGGGGUUCGUGGCCUUCCUUGUCACCGGCGUCAUAGAGUGGCCGGUGGGCGCGGUGGUGUACCUGUUUCGCCACCGCAAGGGCCGCCGCAUCAUGGGACAUCCCUCCAGGGUCGUCUACCCGCGCGUCUCCAGGGCCAUCCCCAUCUAAUCCUAAGCUCAUCCUAGUCUAAUCCCUUCCUGUAUGUUGUAACCUGGUCAUUCCGUCUGAGUUGUGUGCAUGAUUGAUGAAGAAGAUUCAAUAAAAUGGGUGUUGUUUGUGUUUGUCUUGUAA